GCGUGGAACGUCGCGGGAUUGCGCUCGUUUCACGAGAAAUCGCUCGAUCGGUUGCGAGGGGUGAUCGCGGGAGAGGCGCCGGACGUGGUGAUUUUGCAAGAGCACAAGCUGCAGGAGACGCACUGCGCGGCGUUUACGGAGCGGUUGAGGCGGGACUUUCCGAUGUAUAAGACGGUGCAGUUCGCGGUGAGCGUGGCGAAGAAGGGGUACAGUGGAGUGGCGACGUACGACGGGCCAAAGUUGUUGGAGAUUCGCGAAGGGUUGGGCGCGCGAGGAUACACGGACGAGGGACGGACGAUGACGCUGGAGUUUGAGGGGUUUUACCUCGUCACCGCGUACGUGCCGAACAGUGGACAAGAUCUGAAGCGUUUGGAUUAUCGAAUCGGCGAGUGGGAGCGCGACAUGCGCGCGCAUCUCAAAGAACUCGACGCGAAGAAACCGGUGGUGUACAUGGGCGAUUUGAACGUCGCGCAUCUGGAUUCUGAUAUUUGGAACGUCGGUGCGUCGCAUAUUAAGAAGAGCGCGGGGACGACGCCUCAAGAGCGCGAGGCUUUCGGGGUCAUGCUCGAGGAGAACGACUUGCGCGACGCGUUUCGACAUUUCCACGGCGACGCCGUCGGUUGGUUUUCUUAUUGGAGCGUUCGCGCGGGGAAUCGCCCGUUCAACAAAGGUCUUCGACUCGAUUACACCUUGGCGUCGAAAAGAGUCUUCGACGGCGGCGCUGAUGGCGUCGAAGUUGUGGACGCGUUCAUUCUCGACAAGGUCCUUGGGUCUGACCACGCGCCAGUCGGCGUGACGCUCGCGCUC
This is a messenger RNA of Ostreococcus lucimarinus CCE9901, 807 nucleotides long. RefSeq lists its product with no specific name. Gene Ontology annotation, cellular component: nucleus. NCBI's taxonomy places the organism in Eukaryota, Viridiplantae, Chlorophyta, Mamiellophyceae, Mamiellales, Bathycoccaceae. Gene Ontology annotation, biological process: base-excision repair. The annotation marks the transcript as partial. Gene Ontology annotation, molecular function: DNA-(apurinic or apyrimidinic site) endonuclease activity; double-stranded DNA 3'-5' DNA exonuclease activity; DNA binding. The transcript is spliced from 2 exons. The record is from RefSeq and is a predicted model, not a curated record.